CCUGGUUAGUAAUUCUGGUUUAUAAGCUUUCCGUUAUAGCACCUCAUGAAAAAUAAAAGGUGAAUAAAAUUACUUUUGGUCGUUUUGUGAUGUAUAGGCAUUGCGUGAUCAUAGUAAUAAAAUAUAUUAUUUAAGAUAUACUUUAAUUGUAAUUAAACUAGAUUUUGUUAUUCAGUCACUUGUUUUGAAUAUAUCAAUCAUUUAAUAUAUACUUGUAUAUAGGUAUUAAUAUGUAAAUAAUAUUCGUGUUUUCUGUGUAGUUGACCUUGCGAUGUGGUGACUGAGUAGGAAUUGUUAUUACAAACAUCUAAAAUAAAACUUCUUAUCAAAUUAUAUAGCUGCAAACAAUUGUCAGACUGAUGAUAACAUUUCCCUGUUAUUAAGUGAUUGCGCCCUUAUAUUAAACUUAUUUUAAUAUGUAUGCAAUAAAAACAUGUUUAAUUUUGAGGCCUGCCGCAAAAUUAACUGGUCUUUCCAAGAUAUAUUCAGUUUCUAAGGUUAUAUCGUGUGCAGCAUACAGUACUUCUAUAAAAAACAAACUUUUUGCUGAUGUCAAUGAAGCAGUGAAAGACAUUAAAGAUGGAUCAAAACUAUUAGUAGGAGGGUUUGGGUUAUGUGGUAUUCCAGAAAAUCUUAUCAAAGCUGUCAACAACAAGAAAGUAACUGGACUCACAGUCGUUUCGAAUAAUGCUGGAGUUGAGGAUUUCGGCCUUGGUACCUUACUCAAGAGUAAACAGGUUAAGCGCAUGAUAUCAUCAUAUGUAGGAGAAAAUGCUGAAUUUGAAAGGCAAUUUUUAAGUGGAGAGCUGGAGGUUGAACUUACACCUCAAGGGACAUUAGCUGAAAGAAUAAGGGCAGGUGGUGCUGGUAUACCUGCUUUCUUUACACCAACAGGCUAUGGAACCUUAAUACAUGAAGGAGGUUCACCAAUAAAAUACAACAAAGAUGGAAAGAUUGAAAUACCAAGUUCUCCAAGACACGCACAAAUAUUCAAUGGAAUUAAUUAUAUUAUGGAAGAAGCCAUUACUGGUGACUUUGCAUUAAUCAAAGCAUGGAAAGCUGAUAGAUUUGGCAAUUUAUUGUUCAGAAAAACAGCACGCAAUUUUAAUCCAACUAUGUGCAAAGCGGCAAAAGUUACAAUAGUUGAAGUGGAAGAAAUUGUUGAUGAAAUUGACCCAGACUCGGUUCACAUACCAUCAAUAUAUGUCCAUAGAAUUGUGUUAGGUGAUAAAUUUGAGAAGCGAAUUGAGCGAAGAACCAUUGCUAAGCCUAAAGAAAACAAGGAAAAGAAAGCUUCAGACUUGGUUAGGGAAAGGAUAAUCAAGAGGGCAGCUUUGGAGUUUAAAGAUGGAAUGCAUGCUAAUCUUGGGAUUGGGAUGCCUAUGUUAGCAAGUAGUUUUAUCCCCAAUAAUAUAAAUGUGCUAUUGCAAUCUGAAAAUGGUAUCCUUGGUCUUGGGCCAUAUCCAACAGAAAAUGAAAUAGAUGCUGACCUUAUAAAUGCUGGGAAGGAGACAGUUACAAUACUUCCAGGCGCAUCAUACUUUUCUUCUGACGAUAGUUUUGCUAUGAUCCGCGGAGGACACAUUGAUCUGACUAUGCUUGGUGCUAUGCAAGUUUCACAAUAUGGGGAUCUUGCUAACUGGAUGAUACCAGGUAAAAUGGUUAAGGGAAUGGGUGGUGCCAUGGAUUUAGUUUCAUCUCCUGGAACUAAGGUUGUUGUCACUAUGGAGCAUUCUGCUAAAAAUGGUGGCCAUAAAAUUGUACCCGAGUGCUCAUUGCCAAUCACUGGUAAACAUUGUGUUGAUUUGAUCAUCACAGAGAAGUGUGUUAUGGAGGUAGACAAAGAAAAAGGAUUAAUAUUAACGGAGUUGGCUGAUGGUGUUACAGUGGAACAUGUUAUUGCUAGUACAGGAUGUGAAUUUCAUGUCUCGCCUCAUCUAAAAAAAAUGGGAGACAUAACAGAGGACCAUUCUGAAUAAUGCAUUGAAGUUUGACUUAAGAUUUAAUCUCAAUAUAAGAUUUAUUGUAUUGUGAAAAAUGUUUGAUAUGUUUUAUAUAAUAUUUUUUUUGUACUGUGUAUACUGUUAUAAA
Molecule: messenger RNA, 2091 nt
Organism: Zerene cesonia (dogface butterfly)
Lineage: Eukaryota; Metazoa; Arthropoda; Insecta; Lepidoptera; Pieridae
Gene: SCOT
Product: succinyl-CoA:3-ketoacid coenzyme A transferase 1, mitochondrial
Exons: 9
Coding region: 417-1979 (520 amino acids)
Biological process (GO): ketone body catabolic process
Cellular component (GO): mitochondrion
Molecular function (GO): succinyl-CoA:3-oxo-acid CoA-transferase activity
Source: RefSeq, a predicted model, not a curated record